This is a messenger RNA of Phanerochaete carnosa HHB-10118-sp, 1731 nucleotides long. RefSeq lists its product as uncharacterized. Gene Ontology annotation, biological process: peptidyl-serine phosphorylation; signal transduction. The transcript is spliced from 4 exons. Gene Ontology annotation, cellular component: nucleus; cytoplasm. The record is from RefSeq and is a predicted model, not a curated record. Lineage: Eukaryota; Fungi; Basidiomycota; Agaricomycetes; Polyporales; Phanerochaetaceae. Gene Ontology annotation, molecular function: protein serine/threonine kinase activity; ATP binding. The coding region runs from base 191 to 1183 and encodes 330 amino acids.
ACCGUCGUUGGCUCUUGCGGCGAACCACUCUCACGUCGUCCCCAUCCACGCCCGCGUCUUGCCCGGCACCGUCCGCCGCCCUCUCAGCUCUGCUCGCAGCGACUCGUUCACGGUUGCCCCACCGGCCUUUGACGCGUUUUCUGCCAAAAAUUCUCGUCUAUUCCCCCCACCAGGUCCCACCAGCCCCACCAUGGAAUACACGUUCGGCGGAAAGUACCUGCUCGGCGAAGAAGUCGCGGUAGGCGGAUGCGGCACCGUAUACCAAGGCGUGCACAAAAUUGCCGGCAAGGAGGUCGCCAUCAAAAUCGAGCCCGCCAUUGCCAGGUCGUCGCCACUCCAGCAAGAGACCAAGAUCUACCGUUCACUUCAAGGCGGCCCCGGUGUUCCAUGGGUGAUGUGGGCCGGCAAGUCGGGCGACUACAACGUCAUGGUCGUCGACCUCCUCGGUCCCUCUCUCGAAGAUCUCUUCCAGACCUGCAACCGCUACUUUUCCCUCAAGACCGUUCUCAUGCUUGGUGUCCAACUCCUCGACCGGAUAGAGUACAUACACUCUAGAGGGCUUAUACACCGUGACAUCAAACCCGCCAACUUUGUCAUGUCCUCGCGCGACCCCGCAGAGUCGUGUGUGAACGUCAUCGACUUUGGGCUCGCAAAACGCUACCGAGACCCUCUCUCCGGAGAGCACAUCCCAUACCAUCAAGACGAUCAUCACGGAGUCGGCACGUCACUGUUUGCCUCCAUACACACCCACGACGGCGUUGAGGCUUCACGGCGCGACGACCUCGAGUCGCUCGCAUACAUGCUGCUCUACUUCCUGCGCGGCAGCCUGCCGUGGCGCAAGAUCCGCGGCCCGACCACCCGCGCCACCUGGGACCUCAUACGCGCCAAAAAGGUCGAGACGAUGGAGAUCCUCACCGUGAAGCUCCCUGAGGAGCUCCAGACGUUCUACCGCUACGUGCGCGGCCUCGAGUACUACGACCUCCCCGACUACGAGGGCCUCCGCCGCCUCCUGCGCGGCCUCGCCCUCCGCGAGAAGAUCGAGUUUGACGGCCGGUUCGACUGGAUACGCGACCGCCACUGGCGCGAGAAGCUCGCAGCUGGCGGCAGCAGCCGCCGCCGCGUGCGCUCCUGCAAGGCAUGCGAAGCGUGCUCCAAGAACGGCACCCAGGACACGCGGCGGUAGUGUGCGCGUGUCGGCGGGGUGUGGGGGUCGCGCGGCGGACGGAGCGCAAGGGUGCGUGCACCUGUGGUUGCGGGGGAGCUCCACGCUGACGACGUGGGUCGCAGUGCCGUCGCGGCGUGCCGCUGUGCACGAUGGCGAUGAUACCGGUGACACCGAUGACGAUGAACACGAGGGAGGCGCCGCUGUAGGUGCCCAUUCAUUUGCAAACACUGAAACGACCAGAAUACGACAAGGAAACUCGCGUUGCUAUAGGCACGCUGUAUGAAUGAAUUAACGAUCAUGCCCAUGCCACAACGUUGCAGCAGCUGCUUUGCUGACCGUGGGAGGGUGACGCUCUCCAGGCUUGCCCCCACGGGCCCGUCGGCGCCACCGUGCGCCUGGCGGGCGUGCAUCUUUGAAGCCGAUUGUAGUCAUCUUGUAGAAUAGCUCUGCUCUGCAGACAGACGACACGCUGCCGGCCCUGUCUCGGAGCCGGUAUGGUGUCUGUCUUCCUUUGCGUCUUUUUGUGUGCAUAUUUGCGAUCCCCUCUGUCUCUCUCUUCUCUCUUU